AUGGCGUACAUACUUGCCCUCUCAGGCGUCGUUGCCAUUGCUUCAGCUCAACAGAUAUACAUACCAGCGGAGGGACCAACAACGAGACCACAAUGCCUUACUUCCUACCAGGCCCAGCCUACGUACGCAUUCUCGGAAUUUCAGUUCACCAUGAACGAGACAGUGCGGACGGCAACGUCAAUCCCACCAGCAACGACCAUCAAUUCUUACGGCCCACCACCAACGACAUCAUCCGGAGCCAGCUACACAACAUGGGGAAACUGGAAUCCCAAUGCGACCACGACGGCGACCGACAGCGCCGAUCCAUACGGGCAAGCGGCGUGGACGUCUCUUUGGGAACUCGCAAACCCUCCAAACUUCACCGAGACAGGGAUCUACUCGACGACUGUUUCGCCGACUCCGAUCCCUUCCAGCGAGCUAGUCCUGCCUCCCAGAGACUACUUCGGUCCAGAAGACUGCUAUAACUUCCCGGACGACUUCAUGUUCGGUGUCAGCGGCUCUGCCUCUCAGAUCGAAGGUGCGACUGCAAGUGAGGGCAAAGGCCCGACACUCAUGGACCUUUUCAUCAAGACAGAUCGAGCAAAGGACUACGUGACGAACGAGAACUACUACCUGUACAAACAAGACAUCGAGCGACUAGCAGCGAUGGGCGUAAAGUACUACUCCUUCAGCAUUCCCUGGAGCCGAAUCCUGCCAUUCGCUCUGCCCGGCACUCCAAUCAAUCAACAAGCAAUCGACCACUACGACGAUUUGAUCAACUUUGUUCUCGAAAAAGGAAUGCUUCCAACUGUCACUUUACUCCACUUCGACACGCCAUUCCAAUUCUUCGCCGGGAAUCUCUCCGCCAUCGGCGUCAAAGCGCCGGGUUCAAUCGGCUAUAGCAACGGAGGCUACCAAAACUCAACCUUCGAAGACGCCUUUGUCAACUACGCCAAAAUCGCCAUGAGCCAAUGGAGCGACCGCGUACCCAUCUGGUUCACCUACAACGAGCCUCUUCUCUACGCCACCAACGGCGUAGCAAUCAAUAACGUCAUCAAAUCGCACGCUCGAGUUUACCACUGGUACAAUGAAGAACUCAGAGGAGCCGGUCAAAUCGCAAUGAAAUUCAACGACAACUUCGGCGUGCCCCGCGAUCCCUACUCCUCAGUGGACAUCUUUGCAGCAAACUGGUUCAACUCCUUCCAAAUCGGUACCUUCUGUAACCCCAUCAACCUCGGAAUCGACUACCCCGACAGCUUCAAAGAAACCGUCCCCGACUACGUCCCACUCUCAGCCGAGGACUUGGCCUACAUCAACGGCACAUCCGACUUCAUCGGCAUAGACCCCUACACCGCCACCGUCGUGACACCCCCCGACCACGCCACAAUCGCCAGCAUCAAGUCCUGCGCCGCCAACACUUCUUCGCCCUUCUUCCCGUACUGCGUCAACCAAACCACCACCAACAUCUACGGCUGGGACAUCGGGUACCGCUCCCAGUCCUACGUGUACACGACCCCUCGCUAUCUCCGCGCAUACCUGAACUACCUCUGGAACACCUUCCGCUCCCCCAUCGCCAUCACCGAAUUCGGAUUCCCGGUAUUCGGAGAGUCGCAGAAGGACUUGGUGGAUCAGCUGUUCGACACGCCGAGGUCGGUGUACUAUUUGUCGUUCAUGUCGGAGGUGUUGAAGAGUAUUUGGGAGGAUCGGGUGCAUGUUGUGGGGGCUUUUGCGUGGUCGUUUAUGGACAACUGGGAGUUCGGAGAUUACGAGCAGCAAUUUGGUAUUCAGACUGUGAAUAGGACAACGCAGACGAGGCGAUAUAAGAAGAGCUUUUUCGAUCUGGUGGACUUUAUGAAAGCGAGGAUGCCGAAUGCCGCAUGA
Zymoseptoria tritici IPO323 is the source of this 1860-nucleotide messenger RNA. RefSeq names its product putative beta-glucosidase (gene MgBgl5). Gene Ontology annotation, molecular function: beta-glucosidase activity. Lineage: Eukaryota; Fungi; Ascomycota; Dothideomycetes; Mycosphaerellales; Mycosphaerellaceae. The transcript has 2 exons. Gene Ontology annotation, biological process: carbohydrate metabolic process. Bases 1 to 1860 code for a protein of 619 amino acids. The record is from RefSeq and is a predicted model, not a curated record.